AGGCCCCGCCCCGUCCCGCCGCCGCUCCUCACGUGACCCGCUGCAAUCCCGGACGCCGGUCCCGCCCGCCGGACGGACGAAUCCCCUGCUGCGAGCCAGGGGAGGUCCCUGAGCGGCUCCUCGCCAAGGAAAGCAAGGUCUCUGCUUUAUGAACUCGAUGGAGAAUGGAGAGUACAGUGCAAGAGUGAUUCUCUCUCUAGCUCUUACUUAUGGAUAAUGUAUAUGAGAAUCUUCAAAAUCCCUUCCCAACUAUUUGGAGCCUGGUGCCAACAAUGCUGCCUAAACCUGGGAUCUAUUACUUUCCCUGGGAAAUCAGAGGUGGCCAAGUCCCUGAAGGAAGCACAUUGCGAACAUUUGGCAGGUUGUAUCUCUAUGACAUGGCACGCUCUCUCGUGACCCUGGCAGCUCCACAGAAACCUGAUCAGUGCCAACUGCUCGUCUGCACCAACUUGGUGGAGCCUUUUGAGGCGCAUGUGAACUUCCUGUACAUGGUUCUUGGGGAGCUGGAGCGUAUGGAGGGGUGUCUCUGCCUGUGUCAUCCUGGCUGUCCUGGAACUUGCCAUAGAGAGCAGGCUGGCCUCGAACUCACAGAGAUCUUCCAGCAGUCGCUCCUGAGUGUUGAGUUGAAAGGUGGAGCUUUUGUGGUGAGGGCCCGACUGCUCACCUGUGUGGAGGGGAUGGAUCUGUCCCUCUUAGAGAAAGCCAUCUUGGAACAGAGGCUCCACCUGCAGAAGAGGCAGCAGCCAGUAGGAGACACCAGCAUCUUGCAAGCCCCUCUACCUGCCCCGCAGCCAAUAGGAGACGCCAGCACCUUGCAAGCCCCUCCACCUGCCCCCCCAACCUCUUCCCGGUGACAGCCUUAGUCUGGAACCAGAGAGCAGGGGAAAGGUGCCCCUUCCGCAAACUCUGCACUGACCAGAAAGCCCACCGAAGCUGGCCAUAGUGGCCCAUGCUGCAAUCCAGUGCUGUGGAGAGAGAGGCAGGAGAAGGCGGAGUUUAAAGCCAGUCUGAGUACAUGACCCAUAGCCCCUCUCUCAAAAAAAAUAUGAAUAUGAUACCCCACCCCAGGGCCCUGGAGCUGUGCUUGUGAGGGACAUGAAGGGUUCCUGAGUGCCUCACGAAUAAAGAGUUUGAGCCUA
Messenger RNA from Mastomys coucha (southern multimammate mouse), 1139 nucleotides. RefSeq names its product TEN1 subunit of CST complex (gene Ten1). Gene Ontology annotation, cellular component: CST complex. The record is from RefSeq and is a predicted model, not a curated record. The coding region runs from base 210 to 854 and encodes 214 amino acids. Gene Ontology annotation, biological process: negative regulation of telomere maintenance via telomerase. The transcript has 6 exons. Lineage: Eukaryota; Metazoa; Chordata; Mammalia; Rodentia; Muridae. Gene Ontology annotation, molecular function: single-stranded DNA binding; telomerase inhibitor activity; telomeric repeat DNA binding.